UCCUUAAGCCAGCCCGCCAACGUUUUUAAGUUUUUUCUUCCGGUUCUUCAUUUCCCGCCUCCCACCUUUAUCUACUCCCCAAGCCAGCAAGCCGCCGCUCCUCAUCUUCUCCGGCAUCCCGCAGUGAAAUAUCCGAGUCGAUCCCCACUCGAACUGACUUGAAGAAAUGGCCGGCCAGUCUUGCUCUCAGCUCUCGCUCUUCACUCCCGACGAGGUGGAGUUCAUGGCGGAAGACGAGUUGGUCGAGAUCGUCCCGAAUCUGAGAAUGGACUCCCUCAAUUUCAUCUGUGGGGAUUACGGCCCGUUUUACCCACAAAUAGCCAUUCAGGUUCCGUUGUGGUUGGCUCUGGCGCUGAAGAAGCGAGGGAAGUGCACGAUUCGUCCUCCGCAGUGGAUGUCCAUCGAUAACUUGACUCAGGUGCUGGAAGGUGAAAGGGAGUCUCAUGCAUUUCAGUCAUUGCCCUUCCAUUAUGUUGAAAUCUCCAGACUUCUUUUAGACCAUGCACGAGAUGACAUUCCUGAGAUAUACAUGGUGAGAUCGCUCGUUGAAGACAUCAGGGAUGUGAGGUUUCAUAAGGUGGAGACAAACUUGGAAAACUUCACUGCUUCUGCAGUAACGUGGAAAAAUAUGGCUGCUAUGGAAGUGAAUAUAAUCCGCGCCUUCUCUGGGAGAGCCCUACAAGCAUUUUAUAGACAUGAGAAUGAGCAGCUCAUACCAGAUCUUGAUAGAACACAAGAUAGACAACCUCAAAAUCUCAAUGACAGGCCUAGACGUAACCUAAGGCCUCGGUAGAUUAAGCUGGAAAAACUAACCUCGUCAGGAAGCGGCACAAGUUAGUCUGCUUCCCUUUGAUAACUCGGUGAUUCUUUGACUGUUAUAGAGAAGCCUUUGCCUGAGUAACUCAGUGACCAGAUUUGCGUCUACUAAUGGGAUCCUAGGUCAGUAUUUUAUGGUGUACUAUUGCUAUAUGUGUAAUCUUUAUAUGGAAUGCAAUGGUGCAUAUCUUCCUGCAAACUAGAAGUGGGGGAAUCUUUGCUUGAGGAAAGCUUAGUCAAACAUUUUACAAGGUUCGAAUUUAAACAGGGUAUAUUGAAUUUAAGGUUCCAUUAGGCUCCGACCCUGUGUUAGUUAGUGG
Molecule: messenger RNA, 1136 nt
Organism: Linum tenue
Lineage: Eukaryota; Viridiplantae; Streptophyta; Magnoliopsida; Malpighiales; Linaceae
Source: the annotation of a GenBank genome assembly